CCAUUUUGGCAGAAAUCAAACAACAAAAUGAAGCUCUUCUCUGUUUUCGUACUUUUGGUAGUACUCGCGUUAGAUCCCGUUUUAACAUCUCCAACUCCAGACAAAAUAUCCAAAGAGGCGAGAUCGCACGGGAUUGCCUUCGAUGGACAGUUUCCUUCAUCAGCCAGCAUCUACAUUCAGGCGCCUUCUGGGACCUUCUUUUGUGGUGGUACCCUCAUCAGCGAACUCUUUGUUCUAACCACAGCUAGUUGCAUUCAAGGUGCUGUUCUCUUCACCGUUCGUCUUGGAUCCAGUUCACUAGGAAGCGAUGAUCUUAUCACUGUGGUCGCUGAUACUUACUGCUUACAUCCAGAUUACGAGUCGUCGACGCUCCAGAACAACCUUGGGCUCAUCCAGUUCCGAGAACCAGUUAAAGAUGUAGAGUACGUGCGACCUGCAUAUUUACCGACUGAGCCGCUUGACCCUGAGUCUAUAUAUGUUGCCGUUUCUUGGGGCUCGUUCACUAGUGGUAACGGUAAUGAUCUUAACUAUGCCACUGUAACUAUUGUACCAAAUGAUGAGUGCAUGGUCAAGUCCGAUAGCUUGGCUUGUGGGGUUAGUGAGGACGAUGAAGGGUUAUGCUGGGGUACUAUGGGCAAUGCCAUGCUUACUGUGCUUGAUGCCAAGGAUCAGUGGGUUAUGGGGGUAGCCAGUUUUGGUCUAGCUAAUGCUUGCAGUCCCUCUGAUCCUUACGUCUACGUUCCAGUCUUUCCAUUCGUCGACUGGAUUAAGGCUGUUACCGGAAUUGAGUAAAGUAGAAGACACAAAUUUAUUUUGUAUAACUUUCAGCAAUGUUACUUUUAUUAGUAUAAAAAUGUGAAAGAUUAUUGUACUAUGUAACUUACACGUGAGGUGAAUAAAAUUUUGGAGAA
Molecule: messenger RNA, 911 nt
Organism: Zophobas morio
Lineage: Eukaryota; Metazoa; Arthropoda; Insecta; Coleoptera; Tenebrionidae
Product: brachyurin-like
Exons: 3
Coding region: 28-792 (254 amino acids)
Biological process (GO): proteolysis
Molecular function (GO): serine-type endopeptidase activity
Source: RefSeq, a predicted model, not a curated record